Messenger RNA from Manihot esculenta (cassava), 2672 nucleotides. RefSeq lists its product as uncharacterized. Lineage: Eukaryota; Viridiplantae; Streptophyta; Magnoliopsida; Malpighiales; Euphorbiaceae. The coding region runs from base 1270 to 2454 and encodes 394 amino acids. The transcript is spliced from 7 exons. The record is from RefSeq and is a predicted model, not a curated record. Gene Ontology annotation, molecular function: DNA-binding transcription factor activity; DNA binding.
GCUAGCUAGGGAAAAUAGAAAACGAUAAUAUCAUCAGAUAAUUUCAUUUUCUCAUGCUGAAGUUGAAAUUCAAGUUCUAAUUUUUGGUAUGAAAAUAGAUGAUCUUGUUCUUUAUUCCGUUUAUGGGUAAAAAACAAAAAAUAUUCCCAUAACUUUUUUGGAAAGGAGCUAGAUGAUUUGUCUUAAUCACCAGAAGAUUUCUCUCUCCAUUUUGCAGCAAAUUCUUACUGAAUUAGUUUCUUUGAUUUCUGAAUAAUUCCAACUUAUUUUUUCAUGACCUGAAUUUCUUAUUAAAAACUAUAUAUAUAUACUCUUCUUGUUCUUCUCUCUUUCCUAUUUUGCUUGAUCAUAUCAGUGAUGAAUUAAAAUUCAUUUUCCUGAUUCAUUCCUCUUCUUUUUCUCAUUCUGAGGUGCGGAUGAGUUGGAUAUUGAGAAGUAUGUCAAGGAAAAAUGAAUUCGUUUUAUGGAAUAACUAUGAUUGAUCUUCGUUUCUUAAUGAAUUUGUUAAUUAUCAAGGUUUAAUUAAGGUGAUAUCAGCUAUGGAAAAUAAUGAACCAGUUUAGUUUUCAUUCCAUAUAUGAGCUACUCUAUAGGCUGAGAAUGUUCUCAAAAUAUGAUAAUCUCUUUUUCUCUCUCUGUAAAGACAUACUCGCAGUAUUCUUACAGAAAUUGAGGCCAACAACCAAAUUUAUAUUCUUGCUCAAACAUCGUAUUAUUAUUGGUAGCAGUUAUUAAUUUUUUAUUUUUCUGGUAAUUAUUUUGCAACAUGAAGAUUAUGCUUAGCAAAGAUAUUUGAGACUAAAUAUUUUGCAUACUCAAGUCUUCUGGAUUAAAAUUCCUAGAAAAAAUAAUAAACCCACUCUUUGAUUUUUCUUUUUGGAAAACUAUCAAUUUCUUUCCCAUGUAUAUCACAUUUAGAUCGUAAACUGAAAAUUGAACUUCUUCUUCUUCUCCUUCUCUCUUUCUCUUAUUUUUCCCCUUGUGAUAUUGUUGAGAAAUGUUCUAGAGUGCAGUCUGUCCUUAUCAUGGUACUGCAAUAGCUGUUUCUAGCAGUAUACAUCAUAUAUUCAAGCAAAAACGUGUUUUUCCCUUCAUUUUCUUUUUAUUUUGCAUCUCCAUCCAAUUUGCAGACUGACAGCAGAUUAAUUAUGAACAGAAAAAAUGGAGGACUGGGAUCAAAUUUUAUCUCGGAAGCAUUGAAAUAACAAUUUAACUUUCAUAUAGGCAUUUUAGAAGACUGAAUAUUGAAGACAAAGGCAGCAGCGAUAUAUGAUGGAGGAAAUAGAGAAGAGCGGUACUGGAAGUGAACAGGAACAAGCUGAAAAUAAUUCUUUAGUGUCUUCUUCCCAAAAGUGUUCGUCCUUCGAUUUGAAUGAAGAAGCUAGCAGUGAAGAGGAAGAUGAGAAGAGAACAGAAGGGAGUUCAUCAGCUAAUAAUAAUUCUUCCAAUGGAAAAAAUGAACGAAGAGCUACUGUUAGACAAUAUGUUCGAUCCAAAAUGCCUCGGCUACGAUGGACUCCUGAUCUUCAUCUCUCGUUUGUGCAUGCUGUUGAAAGGCUUGGUGGACAAGAGAGAGCAACUCCCAAGUUAGUUCUUCAGCUAAUGAAUGUGAGAGGGCUUAGCAUUGCCCACGUAAAGAGUCAUUUGCAGAUGUAUAGAAGUAAGAAGCUUGAUGAGGCUGGCCAAGUACUAAGUCAUGCAUACAGAUCCAUGCAAAGAAUAGAUAGCGUUAAUUCAGGCAUGUUACACCAGAUUACAACAGCUCCUCAACAGCAUUUUAGAAUGGAAAAUGGGGGAAUUGUUUUGGCUAGAACUUCUAUUCAUCAUCAGAAUACCUUUGAUCACAAGCUAUUGCUCUCUUCCUUCUCCCAGUCCCAGAGUUUCAACGCAAGCUUCUCAAAGCGACAACAUUUGAGUUCUUAUCAGUUGCAUGAUGAAAGAAGACAAAUAAGCACUUUGACAAGCAAAGACCUUGGGCAAGAAUUGGAUACAACCAUGCAAAGUGGGCCCCUGAGACCUAGCAGAUUUCUUGAAGAAAGGCGAUGGCCUCCAUUGGAAAUGGUUAAAAGUAGAUGGAAAUCUACGACAAAUCCCACCGAUAUAAUAACCUACUCGGAAACUGAAGCACAUCAAAUCGGCAACUUAUUGUCGAGGUCGUCACCUGGGGCAACUUGCUAUUGGAAGCCAACUGAAACUGAUCAAGCUGGAAAAAGCACCAUGGUAAAGCAAUCUUUGUUCAACUCGCACGAUUCCAUCAGCGAUUUCAACUGUUUUAAACUAAAAUUUCAGCCCCCGUUUCGGUUUGAGUUGAAUCAAGAUAAGGUGUUGAAAGAUAACAAGGAAUGGUUGCCUGAUUUGCAGCUGAGGCUAAGCCAGAGAGUGGGAAUGGAUGAGAAUAAGAGUAGCCAUUGUAGAAGUGCACAGGAAAUAAGCACUAAGCUUUCACUUUCUUAGUGGCAACAAGAAGAAUUUGAAAGAAAGGCGUCGCAUUACAAUUGCAGAAAAGGCCCACAUACAGAGGCCGAGUACUUGAGAAUAUCUGACUAACUAUUUGUGUAUAGAAAGAAAGACAUAGGAGUGAGAUCUUUUUAAGUACUUGUCUUGGAGCCAUUACGCUUUUGUUUGUCCCUGUUGGAUACUCAAUCAUUUUUAGUGAAAUUAAGGAAUUAAUA